AUGGCUAUUUAUUUUGUACUGUUACUACUUUACAGGGCUUCUGGCUCAAUAAAGGGAAGGCCACCCAAGCCUACCGAGGAGGCGAAUCUGGACAUAAAAGUCACCAUAGACAAUGAGCCUGCAAAUCUUAAAGGGCUGAAGGAACCCCUCAAAAAGCUCAAUGAACAGCAAAAACCCACAGAAAUCACAAAACCUAAUUUAUUACCAAAAAUAGCAAAGGGAAUAAAACCCAUCACAGCGGCAGAUGUAAGAAUCAGCAAACCAUUUGAAAACCAGGAAAAAGCUUCAGAAGACAUCAAAACCCAAACAGGUCAGAAAAGUGAGGAAAAUAUUCAGAGUUGUCAAAGUAAAACGGAAAACCACUGUGAUCCACAAAAAGGUAGUAAAUCAAAGGAUUCAAAAGAACUCCAGAAAGCCAGCAAAGAACCUGACAAAGUGAAUGAAUUGGCAAAGGAAGAAACAGAUUCCACAGAGACCACAGCCAAAGCAGAGAAAUCAAAGGGAGAUGUUGAAAAGCCAGAAGAUUACAAGAUCAUCAUUGACGAUAGUCCAUCACCUCCAGCCCCCUUCAGUCAUCGCAUUGUGAUCACCAAACAAAUUCAUGUAGCUUCCUCAUACACAGUUCACCACAAUGAGGUGUUAGGAGGGGGUCGGUUUGGCCAGGUUCAUAAAUGUGCAGAAACAUCAACAGGCCUCGAACUUGCUGCCAAAAUAAUAAAAGUUAAAGGACCAAAGGAGAGGGAAGAAGUAAAAAAUGAAAUAACUGUCAUGAAUCAGUUAAGUCAUGUCAACCUGAUCCAGCUUUAUGAUGCCUUUGAAGCCAAGAACAAUGUCACCUUGAUUAUGGAAUAUGUUGGUGGUGGAGAACUAUUUGAUCGAAUCAUUGAUGAAAACUAUAAUCUGACAGAAUUGGACACAAUCAUCUUUGUGAAGCAGAUCUGUGAAGGUAUCCAAUACAUACAUCAACAAUAUGUGCUGCAUUUAGACCUUAAGCCAGAGAAUAUUUUGUGUGUAAACACCACAGGAAAUCAAAUCAAGAUUAUUGACUUUGGUCUGGCCAGAAGGUAUAAGCCAAGAGAAAAACUAAAAGUUAAUUUUGGUACCCCAGAAUUUCUUGCUCCGGAAGUGGUGAAUUAUGAUUAUGUUUCAUUCUCCACCGACAUGUGGAGUGUGGGAGUUAUCACCUAUAUGUUGCUGAGUGGCUUAUCCCCUUUCUUGGGUGAUCAUGACACUGAAACCAUGAACAAUAUUAUCAAUGCAAACUGGGAAUUUGAUGACGAAGGAUUUGAAAAUGUUUCUGAAGAAGCAAAAGAAUUUGUUUCAAAUCUGCUUGUGAAAGAAAAGUGUAACAGAUCCAGUGCGUCACAGUGCCUGAAACACAAAUGGCUGAACAACUUACCAGAGAAGGCAAACAAGUGUAGGGUUCGUCUCAGAUCCCAAGUGAUGCUGCAGAAGUACAUGUCACAGCGCUUAUGGAAGAAAAAUUAUUAUGCAGUUGCUGCAGCUAACAGGUUCAAAAAGAUUAGACAGCAGAGUUUGUGCAAAAACGCUUAG
Messenger RNA from Pristis pectinata (smalltooth sawfish), 1554 nucleotides. It is a transcript of the gene mylk3, whose product is annotated as myosin light chain kinase 3. The coding region runs from base 1 to 1554 and encodes 517 amino acids. NCBI's taxonomy places the organism in Eukaryota, Metazoa, Chordata, Chondrichthyes, Rhinopristiformes, Pristidae. Gene Ontology annotation, cellular component: nucleus; cytoplasm. Gene Ontology annotation, biological process: protein phosphorylation; intracellular signal transduction; positive regulation of apoptotic process. The record is from RefSeq and is a predicted model, not a curated record. The transcript is spliced from 10 exons. Gene Ontology annotation, molecular function: protein serine/threonine kinase activity; ATP binding.